Sinocyclocheilus anshuiensis is the source of this 816-nucleotide messenger RNA. RefSeq names its product anion exchange protein 3-like. Lineage: Eukaryota; Metazoa; Chordata; Actinopteri; Cypriniformes; Cyprinidae. The transcript is spliced from 5 exons. The record is from RefSeq and is a predicted model, not a curated record. The annotation marks the transcript as partial.
CUAUGGACCAGCACGGCCGCUGCGCACUCUGACCGAUCGUCUUCACUCUCGUUUUGCUUGGACAACUCUCCAAACACACAGGUUAUGCCACCCCACAGGCCGACUGGAAAUCCAGCCGUGAAAGAGAAGGGCUGAUCCCGGACCCCCCCGUGUUCCCGCAGCUGUGCCCCUCCCUGUCCCCAUGGCGACAGGAGGCCAUGCCCCCGAGACAGAUGUGUUGAUCAACCUGCAUCAGGUUUUGUCGGAAGAAGAGAAGGGCUCCACAGCAGGAGAAGAAGAUGAGGAAUGGGAGAAGGCCUUGUCUGUGGAGAGGUUUGGGGACAUCAUCACUGAGUCUGCCAUCAAUGGAGCAGACAAAAUGGGCCGCAGCUACAAUGAGAAAGACUUUGAGUAUCACCGGCAUACGUUUCACCACACCCACCACCCCCUGUCCACCCAUCUCCCCCCGCAGCGUUUCCGCAAGAGGGUGCUCAGUAUGGACUGCCGGCGAAAGAAAAAGAGGAAGAAAAAGAAGACGUCCAUGCCCCCGUCAGAUGUCACGCCCACUAUUCAUGAGGUGGAUGAGGAGGAGGCGGAGUCUGAGACUGAGGGACAGUGCCAAGCAGCCACGCCUACUGAACCAUCUGAAGAGCUGCCACAGCUCAGUUUGGGAAGUGAGGAGGAUCUGGCGGCCGAUCUCCCUCUCACCAGCUUCCAUAUGGAGAGUGAGAGACCCCCGAGCAGUGAGGAGACCCCACCCAGCCCCGCCGGAAUGGAGGAGCUGGAGGAAACACAAGAACGACCGGAUGGAGGAGAGGAGGAGGAGGUUUCCAACAG